Messenger RNA from Antechinus flavipes (yellow-footed antechinus), 8943 nucleotides. It is a transcript of the gene SARM1, whose product is annotated as sterile alpha and TIR motif containing 1. Gene Ontology annotation, molecular function: NAD+ nucleosidase activity; signaling adaptor activity; protein binding. Gene Ontology annotation, cellular component: dendrite. The transcript is spliced from 9 exons. Gene Ontology annotation, biological process: negative regulation of MyD88-independent toll-like receptor signaling pathway; response to axon injury; signal transduction. Lineage: Eukaryota; Metazoa; Chordata; Mammalia; Dasyuromorphia; Dasyuridae. The coding region runs from base 1335 to 3491 and encodes 718 amino acids. The record is from RefSeq and is a predicted model, not a curated record.
UGGAAAUAUAUUUUGCACAACUUUAUAAUCUAUAUCAAAGCACUUACUUUCUUAAGAAAAGGAGAAGGAAAGGAAGGACAGGAUUUGGAACUCAAAAAUUAUGUAAAAUGAAUGUUAAAAUGUGUUUUAACAUAUUUAACAUGUAUUGGACUACCUGCUAUCUAGAGAAGGGAGAGAGGGAGAAGGAGGGGAAAUUUUGGAAUAAAUGGUUUUGCAAGGGUCAAUGUUGAAAAAUAAGCCCAUACAUAUGUUUUGUAAAUAAAAAGCUAUAAUAAUAAAAUAAAUAAAUAAAAUGAAUGUUAAAAGUUGCUUUUACACAUAAUUGAAGAAAAAAAUAAAAUAAAAACACUAUUUUUUUUUAAAGAUUAUAACAUGAUGCCUUCUUUUCUCCAAUAUUUAGAAAGAUUUUUGUGGCAUAGGGUUUAGACUUUUGUAGAGUUCAUUUGUAAAUUCAUCUGGAUAAAUCUUUUAUGAAGAGCUAGGAGACACUUGAGGUUCCCAGAGCGUCACCUGGCAUUGCUGGGGUGUCCUGAGGAAGGAUACCCCCCACCUUCUAAGGGAACGCUUCCAGGGGCGGGGCAGCAGGAAGCAGCUCCUCCCCAAGACCUUACGUUCGAGGAGCAUGCUAAGGAGAGUAGGGGCGGGGCAAAAGCCGGAGCUAAGCUAGGCCCGAGCUGGGCGGGCCAUGGAUUCUUCCCCAGUCCUUCAGUGACAGAGGCGGGGUCUUCGCUCAGCUCUCGGAACCUCCCAGAGAAGACGCUUUGUUCGGCCUCCUCGGAGCCCUGCCUCGGUCGGAGGAGCAUCCGAGAGAAGCCCGAUGGAGCAUCCCAGUCAGAAGCAAGCGCCUGCUCCAUCCGCAGUCUGAAGUCACAGCGGCCCUCGUCGGGUUCCUCUCCCCCACCUCGUCCCCUCCUCUCCCGGCCGCUCUCCAUCUCCGCACCCUCCUUCCCUGCCUCCAUCCCUGUCUCCAUCCCUGCCCUUUAUCCCAUCUGAGGGACUUUCAUCCCCUAACCUUCUGAUCCGCAGUUGCUUCUGUAAACGUCCCCACGCCCUCCCUGCUCCAUUCCCAGCCUCCCGCUAUAACCAGCCGCUCCCUUCGUCCCCUCUCCUGGUCCCAGCUCAACCUCUCCCCGCUUCCUUCAGUCCCCAUCCCUCUUUCAGCUCCUCUCUCCCUCAACUUCUUCCAUCAGCCUCCACCCGCCCACCACUCCCGUUCCAUUUCCGACUCCCCUCUCCAUUUCUCCUCCGGCCACCUAAGAGCAUCUCUCCAAGGUCCUGUCCGUCGGAGCCCAUGCCCUGUGCCUUCAGGAUGCUCCCCUGACCACUCAGUCUCUAUGGUCUUGACGCUGCUCUUCUCCGCCUACAAACUCUGCCGCUUCUUCACCAUGUCGGGCCCGGAGCGGUUGUCAGUGCCCGUGCCCAGGAGCACAGGAGGCAGCUGGUGGGCGAUGGGUGGUGGGAUUGUCCGGGAGGUAUCGCCGGGGGCCAACGUGGAGGUGCAGGGCGCCCUGGAGCGGGUGCUGCCCGAGCUGCAGCUGGCACUGUCGGGACUCAAGCAGGCGGGCAGCCCGGAAGCGGUGGGCAUUGGGCUGUCCGAAGUGUUCCAGCUAGUGGAGGAGGCGUGGGUCAUCCCUACCGUGGGACGGGAGGUGGCCAAGGGACUUUGUGAGGCCAUCCGCCUGGAGGGGGGCCUCGACCUCCUGCUACAGCUGCUGCAGGCAUCGGAACUGGACACCCGAGUGCUGGCCGCUCAGUUGCUGGAACAGAUCCUGGUAGCUGAAAAUAGGGACCGAGUGGCCCGCAUCGGGCUGGGCGUCAUCUUGAACCUGGCCAAGGAGCGGGAGCCACUGGAGCUGGCGCGAAGCACGGCGGGCAUCCUGGAGCACAUGUUCAAGCACUCGGAGGAGACGUGCCAGCGGCUGAUCGCGGCGGGCGGCCUGGACGCCGUGCUCUUCUGGUGCCGCCGCACGGACUCGGCGCUCCUGCGCCACUGUGCCCUGGCGCUGGCCAACUGCGCGCUGCACGGCGGCCAGGCGGCCCAGAGGCGCAUGGUGGAAAAGCGCGCCGCCGAGUGGCUGUUCCCGCUGGCCUUCUCCAAGGAGGACGAGCUGCUCCGGCUCCACGCCUGCCUGGCUGUGGCCGUGCUGGCCACCAACAAGGAGAUCGAGCGCGAGGUGGAGCGUUCCGGCACCCUGGCCCUCGUGGAGCCCCUGGUGGCUUCCCUGGACCCCGGGCGCUUCGCCCGCUGCCUGGUGGACGCCAGUGACACGCGCCAGGGCCGCGCGGCCGAUGACCUGCAGCGCCUCGUGCCCCUGCUGGACUCCUCGCGCCUGGAGGCGCAGUGCAUGGGGGCCUUCUACCUCUGCGCCGAGGCCGCCAUAAAGAGUCUACAGGGCAAGACUAAGGUGUUUAGUGAGAUUGGAGCCACACAGAGCCUGAAGCGUCUGGUUUCCUAUUCCACCAAUGGCACCACAUCAGCAUUGGCCAAGCGGGCACUGCGCCUAGUUGGUGAGGAGGUGCCCCGGCGUAUCCUGCCUUGUGUGCCCAGUUGGAAGGAGGCUGAGGUACAGACUUGGCUCCAGCAGAUUGGCUUCUCCAAGUACUGUGAGCGCUUCUGGGAGCAACAGAUAGAUGGAGACCUGUUGUUGCGUCUGACAGAGGAAGAGCUCCGAGACGACCUGGGAAUGGAAUCUGCCAUCACUCGCAAGAGAUUCUGCCGGGAGCUCACAGAACUGAAGACCUUUGCAAACUACUCAACGUGCGAUCGCAGCAACCUUGCAGACUGGCUGGGGAGCCUGGACCCCCGAUUCCGCCAAUAUACCUAUGGGCUGGUGAGCUGCGGGGUGGACCGCACACUGCUGCAUCGGGUCUCUGAGCAACAGCUCCAGGAGGACUGCGGCAUCCACAUAGGUUUCCACCGGGUUCGGAUCCUCACUGCCGCCCGUGAGAUGCUUCACUCACCCCUGCCUUGCAGUGGCUGCAAAUCCAGCAGUGAGAGCCCCGAUGUCUUCAUCAGUUACCGCCGGAGCUCGGGCUCCCAGCUCGCCAGCCUUCUGAAGGUACACCUGCAGCUGCACGGAUUCAGUGUCUUCAUCGAUGUGGAAAAGCUGGAGGCCGGCAAGUUUGAGGACAAGCUGAUCCAGAGUGUCAUGGGAGCCCGGAACUUUGUGCUGGUACUGUCCUCCGGAGCGCUGGACAAAUGCAUGCAAGACCACGACUGCAAGGAUUGGGUACAUAAGGAGAUUGUGACUGCACUAAACUGCGGGAAGAACAUAGUGCCUGUGAUGGACGGCUUUGUGUGGCCUGAGCCUCAGUCACUGCCUGAGGAUAUGCAGGCUGUUCUCAAGUUCAAUGGCAUCAUGUGGUCCCACGAAUACCAGGAGGCCACCAUCGAGAAGAUCAUCCGCUUCCUGCAGGGCCGUUCGUCCCGGGAUUCCUCAGCUGGCUCUGACAACAGUCUAGAAUGUGCCGCCUCCUUGGGCCAAAGCUAGACACCCCCUUCCUCUCAGCCUUGUCCCCCUUACCCCCACCUCCAUUAGUCCCUGACUCUCCCAAACUCUCCCUCCUGAACGAGCUGGAACCUUGACUCUUGGGGUGGGUGUGGGGGAGCCCCACAUCUUGGGGCGGGGGACAGAUGGACCACUCUUCCUCUACCCCACCGUACCCUUUUUAGCAAUGACUUCGGGCUGGGAACAAGUCAACCAGAAAGGCAACAGGGAAGAUGAGGUCUCUCCCUUCCAGAGCCUCAGUGAAGAACUGGGAGAGCUCGAGAUCCUCUCCCUCGGUCUCCAUUAGUUGCUAAUAAUGGACCCUCACACCCUGAAAGGACUAGGAGGAGCUUAGUGACUCCCAGGUGAGCCUUCUGUUCUCGUGUCCCAGUAGACUCAAUGUAGCUCAUUUAGGAGCUCGGGCCGCCAUCCGAAGCCAUCGCCUCACCCUGACUGAGGGCUUCUCCAGGGGCACCGGCGGGCACCGAGCUCUGGGUAUCACCAGGGGUCCGAGUGCCCGCUAAUGGGAGAGUGAGGAAAGGCAGCUACAUGUCCUUACUCGUAUUUAUUUCUAUCAUUGUUUAAGGUGGCAGGAGCAAUAGGUGUGCAAUUCCCCGGCUCACCCCAGUUAGCAAAUCAUAUGGUGGCAAAACCGGGAAUCACCCGGGCCGGAGCAAAAUCUGAAAGGAGGCCCUGGAAGGUGACUCAGUAACUCGUCUUCACCACUGAGCCCAACUUGCUUCUGAGGCUUCCUCUCCCCUACCCCCUUUCUCGUACUGUAAUGGGCACUUCACCUUUCAACCCUGUGGCCUUUUUAAUUAACCACUCUGUGCUCUUAAUGCUCCCCUCCCCAAUUUCUGGGCCCCCAGCACACUCCCCGCGGAAUAUCUUGGUGAGUCCAGUUUCUAAUUACCGAGCAUCAGGCUGGGGGAUGUAAAGCCAUUCCUGGAUUCGGCCCUAAUUCCCAGUUCUCAGGAAGGGGAGUCGGAGAAGGAAACCCCAACACUCCCAGAGGCAGAGUAGGCUCAGGGGCUGCCAUUGCUCCAGCUGGGGCAGAGUAUGGCAAAAGAUAGUACCCUCCAGGAGGGCAGAGGAGCCCAAAGACAGGGGCUGCCCUGUUUCCUAGGACCUCCAGCUCUAAGCCAAUCAAUCAGCAAGCAUUUAUCAAGCCAGUGCUAUGCUAGCAUUUUGGAUGCAAAGACCAAAAAUAAGAAAAAGAAAAAAGAAAAGAAACAUUUUCUGACUUCAAGAAGCUUAGAAACCUUUGGCUGCCUCCUCCUCCCAAAACGAGUCAUAACAUGAUUGGGAUAGAAGGAUCCUGAAACUCUUGGUCCAGUCCCUUCAUUUUGUUUUGUUUUUUUUUUUUUUUACCUAAUUGGUUUCAUUAACAAGCAUUUAUUUUUCCUCCUACUCCCACCUCCAUUGGGGAAAAAACCAAAACCGUUGUUUUUUUCAACACCAAAUUCUUGUGGAAAAUGUACAUAGUCAGGGCAGCUAGAUGGCACAGUGGAUAGAACACCAGCCCUGAAGUCAGGAGGACCUGAGUUCAAAUUUGACCUCAGACACUUAAUACUUCCUGGCUGUGAGACCCUGGGCAAGUCAAGUCACUUAACCCCAAUUGCCUCAGCAAAGAAAAAAAAAAUUUAUAUAUAUAUAUAUAUAUAUAGUCAAGUGAAACAAAUCUCCCAAUUUCCUUCAUUUUAUAGAUAAGGAAACUGGACCCUAAAAGUCACACAUUUAACAAGGGACUGACCCCAGAAGACUCGGCUUAUUUGUGUCCUCAAUGCUUGGCAUAGUAAGCACUUAAUAAAUGCCUGUUGACUGGCUGACUGAGAAUCCUGGGCUAUCUCCACUGAGCCCAUCCGUCUGCCAGCUGCAGAUAUCUGCGCUCUUGAGAGCCAUCACCCAAUCAACGCUGCUCCUCCACUUCUAAUCUAGUAACAGGCGGUUGUGAGCGCCUUUCCUCUCCCUCCCCUCCGUCCCAUGUCCCUUCAGGCCAUGUUUCUCCACACCCAGGUCUGGCCAUCUGUACCAGGAAAGGGAAGGAAGUCUUCCCAGCACAACUAGCCUUGAACCUCCUGUAGCUGCUGGGAAAGCCAGUGACUCAUUAUCGACCAAGAGCAGGGCCCUAAAGCUGGAACUGAGUGUGUAGGAAAUGGACUUCUGGCGCAGUAAGUUAUGGUUUCUCGGGCCCAGCAUAUCGGGUGUUAAUAUGCAAUUUUAACAGUUUUGACUCCUGACAGAUAUUACCCGGCUGGCCAUGACCCCUGCCUGGCCAAUCACAAAUUGUUACUUGGCAACUAGACAGCAGAGAUCCUCAAUUUCCUCUCCUCCACCCUUAAUAUUAUAUGGGCAUAUAUACAGCUAAAAAUAUAUAUGUAUAUACAACCUGGUUCACUCAAGCAGGAAAUAAGAUCUGGACAGCAUGUGAGUUUGGAGUGCUUGCUCUGUUCUUCCCCAUUAAAGUUCUAGUGACGCAGGCCUAACAAGGUGGUGACAGCAGGUGAUACGUGCACAGACCUAGGAAUCCAUGGACAGACACUGAUCCUGAGCCCUCCCCUGAAAGCACUCUGGCAACUUGCUGAGAUUGUUUUGAAUUCCUCAACUGGUCAAAAGCAUUCUCUGCUUCUCUGUCUCUGGUUUUGUCUGUCUGUGUGUGUCAGUCUCUCUCUGUCUCUGUCUUUUUUUGUUAGUCUCUCUGUUUCUCUGACUAUAUCAUUCUUUCUCUCUCUGGCUGUCUCUAUCUUUCUGUUUCUCUGUUUCUUUCUGUCUGUUUUUCUGUCUCUCGGACUUGGCCCAAGAAUAUUAGGGUCACUACUCAGGUUUUAGCUGUGUCCCGAUCAACUGGAAGGUGCUGAUUUGUCCGACUUAUUUGGGGUUCUCUUGACAAAGGUCCUGAAGUGGUUUAUCAGUUCCUUCUUCAGCUCAUUUUGCGGUUGAAAAACAGGCAAAUAGGGUGGCUUGACCAGGUAUAGGAAGUAUCUGAAGCCGGAUCCACCACACGACCCAGCUAAGCCCAAGAACUCUGGGAUUCUGGUUGCCCAGAAUGGUAGGUUUGCUUGCGCAGUCUCCAUCAGUAAUUUGGGGACUCAAAAAGGGGUCCCGGGAAAGGAUUCCCUCUGGCCUCAGAGACAACAAUGAAAGCAGCCUCUCCUCCCAAAGUUGCAGAAUUGAACCUUGCAGCUUCUCAGAGCUCUACUCCUUUCCACUAAAGAAAAACUAUCCAUCUCCUCCAAACAGACCUAAUCUGCAGCCCCCCAAGAAUUCACUUCUCCUGUUCAAGUCACUCUGGUCACCAUCCAGACGCCCCUCUCUUGCCUGGACCUCCUCUUCCCACCCCCUGAGCUCUUUCCCUGGAAAAACAGAGUCAAAGCAAAGUUAACUAGUCCACUGAGGACCAGAUGAACUUCUGGGAUUAGAGGCAACUGUCAUAUCCAGGAUCAGUGAAGCUGGAGGGAAUGAGAGAUGGGGCUCAAGUCCACGAGCCGGAGCUAUCUGGACCAUUGGCGAUGGGGGCAGCCGGUGAACGGGUCUUUCUCGUCCAAACCCAACCCUCGCCUGGGGGCAAACUGCUGAUCUGGGCCACUGCCGCUGCAGCCGCCAGCUGGGAGGGAACUUUGGUCUGCUCACCUUUGGACCAAGCACCAGCAUGGGAGGUAUCUGUCCCUGAGGGGCAGGGCUCAGGAACUGGCCUUUACUCUUCGCAAACCGGGUGUCUGCAUUUGGACGUUUGGUUCCUGCUGAAAUGACAUUGGUAAGAAUCCAGGAUCAUCAUGGUAACCCGGGCUCCAGCCUAUGAGUCAGCAGCCCUGGAAGACUAAGAGCAAACUGAAGAAAUAUCAUGAAGAGUCCAGUGAGGUCCCACUCAAACCUCCAUGUCCUUUCUCUAGUCACCCCCAAAACCUGACUCUGACACUUAACUGUGUGACCCUGAAUAAGGCACUUUAACUCUCCAAACUUCAGUUUUCUCAUCUGUAAAAUGGAGUUUGACAAGGAGUUCUAAAUUUGUGAUCUCAGGAAUACUUAGCUCCUUACUAACCUGAGACCCCCAACAACCAUGGAGAAAGGAGGAAGGGAAGGCUGAGUUAAAAGUUUGAAGUUAAUGCCAUAGCCCAUAGUCAUUCAAGGGCCUGGAUCCCUACAAUGACUCCAAAGAGCACAGGGACACAAAGGUGACUUCCCUUCAUUGGAUGACCCUGAUCUGGGAUGUUGUAGAGGAGACUAUUGUUCACUUAGAGAUCAGAUAAAGAAAAAAUUCACUAUCAGCCCCAAGACGCCCAAGAGACAAAUCGGGAAGGUUGAUGGAAGGAAAGAGAGGAUCAACUUCAAGGCACCUCGCUUGGGCUCAGUGGGCUCAUAUUUUUCCAAUGAGCUGCUACCCUCUGAUCUCUGAAGAGCGGUUUACAUUAGUGACUGGACACCCAUCGUUGGUCGGGGGGUUCCACGUUGGGUUAGCAGUGAUAUACUUAAGCCCGGUCACUGGAGAGAUCUCAGGCUGAGCAAAUGAUAAUAAAUCAGCAAUUUAUGGACUGGCUGGGAGCGUGCAAAGCCCUGGGUACCCACAGAGCACAUUUAAGAAUCAGGCAUCUGUUGAGACAGCUUUGUUCUCCAUCCAAAGUCACUGCCCUCCCAACUCUAGGUCCCUGUCCAACUGGUCACCAUCCUGCUCAGUAUUAAACAUUGACUGAAUACCCACAGAGUACACGAUCCUGGACCGAGCACGUUAUGGGGUACAUGGGGCUCUGGUUAGACAUGGUAUCUGCCUGUUGAGAGGUCAACUGAACUAGUCACAUAAAGAGAGGAGAGUUCUGAAUUCCGAGGAGGCAGCCAGCCCUGGAGUUCCUGAAGGUUCUCCCGCGUUCAGGUUGCUUCCAUUCACCUGCUCUGAGGCCAUGGGAUCCCAGGAAAAAAAGCCAUCAAAAUAUCAAAUAAUACUUUCAACUUCUCUAAAAGCCAUAAUAUAAAGGGCAUUGAAAGCACCCUCUCCCAGGUUAAGCCUAAAUCUCUCCCUUGGCCUAUCCUGGUGAAUGAACAAAAAGCAUCUGUUAAGCAAUGAUGUACCGAGCAGCCGGGGUACAGACUCAAGGGGCAAGACUAGGGAUUAGAACCCCAGGCUCCUGAACCCUCAAUGUGGUUUUUCCAUUACAUCACACUGGCCACCUUUUAGUCUUCCGCGGAUUUCUAACCUCAAUGACAUAAGGCAGCCCAUCCACAUCCUCCAUGAUUCUUAUCCAUGUCCUCCCAUCAGUCCUCCACAGAGGAUCUUCCAACAUGUUAGCGGUCGUCCACUAGGGCUCUCCAUAGCUAGGGGUACCCAGACAGCUCUGGGCUUGUCCUGCCAUUUCUCGCUUUUGUCACACCUCCUUUCCCAACCACACGUUGCAUGAAGGCUCUCUGUUAUGAAAGUCCCUGCCCGCAAGUCGUUACCAAUAAAUGCAUGUUGAUUGACUCAUCA